CGAUUGGUGAAACUCAUUCUUCCCACAAUUCAAAACCUUCGAGUGCAUCAUCCGACAAGACUUUUAGAGAUAUUUCUUUCGAAAAUGCCGUCUCCUUCGGGUUCCGGGGUCGCUCUGACCAUUCUUCGAUUCUGCCUGAGCACACUGCCUUUUCUUGCGGUCCUCUCUUACUUGCUUUAUAUGGCUGUCCAGCGAGGCUACGAUGCAGAUGCUGAUGCAGGUGUAGACGACGGCAAUGCCGACGCGGAAACCGACGCUCUGUUCAGCCUCAUGGAUACAACCAUCGUCUUUCUUUCCUUCCACGUUGCUUGGACCAUGUUUGCCACGUACCUGCUCGUCUUUGUUCCAAAACGCCGAUACCUGCUCGAUCGAUACCUGAGAGAGGGCGAACCGACACUGGGUGACGUCAUUGCCGAAUCGGCUUCGAACAAGAAACGGAUGCGACUGUUCUCCUUUCGAAACUACGGGCUUGUGGUCUAUGGCCACCCCACGAAACUGGAUCCACCCGUGUUGGUUCGGAAAUCAGUCCGGGUCUUCCAACCCUGGACGAGGGAACGGGUCACGAUUUUGCGUCUGCCAAACCGACCCCUCUCGGGACAAGCCAAAACGGACAUCGAGAUCGAUCUAAGCCAGAUGAGAUCGGAACGAGAUACCACCCUCUGCUACAUUUCUACCUUGUCGAUCUUUUGGGUUUUGUUCUCACUCGGAGGUGCGGCCUUUUGUGUCUACCAGAUGGGCGAAAUCGGGGACGACUACCUGGUCGACAACGAAGACGCGAACCUGGCGAGGCGAAUUUUUCUGUUCGUGGUAGGAAUCAAUCCGUUUUUUGCAUUCGUUGUCAAUGGCAUUCGGUAUGCCAUGUACUACAACUGGAUGGUUCACUGGGGUGCCUCCGUGGAAGACGAAAACGAGGCACGAAACAUCAAAACCAACAACUGGUGCAUGUACAACAACGACGAGGAGGCGUCGUUUGACGGGUCGGACCAAAUCGGUUACAGCAUUCUUGGGGAGGAUCGCUCCUACGCCGGAACCGUCCCGAGCCACACCCGCUCCCUGGCCCCGGUUCGGCCCGGCGAGACCCAUCUGACCGUGUCCUCGGUAGAGGAGGACGGCACCGCGCUGCGGGUGCUUCCUUGGACGAACGCCUGAGGAACCUUGCUGGCAGGACUGGAUCGAAUCGUUCUCUCGGUUUGCUAGAGGAUGACGCCGUCGACAACUUUGGUGUAUGUAUGAUGUAUAUUACUGUGGAAAAAGUCCAUUGCUUUCGCCAACAAAGUUCGUAUCUAUAACGCAUAAAAUAAAUAUUUGAAU
Messenger RNA from Pseudo-nitzschia multistriata, 1311 nucleotides. NCBI's taxonomy places the organism in Eukaryota, Bacillariophyta, Bacillariophyceae, Bacillariales, Bacillariaceae. The record is from the annotation of a GenBank genome assembly.